Acanthaster planci (crown-of-thorns starfish) is the source of this 2811-nucleotide messenger RNA. RefSeq lists its product as uncharacterized. NCBI's taxonomy places the organism in Eukaryota, Metazoa, Echinodermata, Asteroidea, Valvatida, Acanthasteridae. The record is from RefSeq and is a predicted model, not a curated record.
UCAUAAUGGCGGCCUCCAGUGUGGCAAAAUUUCCUUCGUUCCUGAGAUCCAAACUUUCGACGAAAGUGUGCAUUGUUAUCUUCAUACUGGCCAUAAUUUUCUCACAGAUCAGAUUAGUGAUAUGCACAGUUACCUGCGAAACCUUACCUUUGCCCCGGACUGACGUAGUGUACCGCCUUGGACCUGGGGAAGUUAUUGAGAUUGACGGCAAGUUGAUUGACAAAGCGUGGACUGAAGUUUCACCCAGUGAGCCAUUUGUUGACAUUCAAGGAAGAGACUUUCCCAGACCUCGCUUUGAGACCUGGGCCAAGCUACGCUAUGAUGACACCUAUCUUUACAUUGGCGGCUAUCUGCAAGAGACGGAUGUCUUUGCAAACCAAACUCAGCAUGAUUCUGUUGUUUUCAAAGACAAUGAUUUUGAGGUGUUUACUGAUCCAGAUUGGAGUACACACUGGUACAAAGAGUUUGAAAUCAAUGCCAUUAACACCACAUGGGACCUCAUCUUGAACCAGCCAUAUAUGAAUGGUGGCUUCCCCAACAGCAGCUUUGAGAUGCCAACCAUGAAGAGCGCCAUCUAUGUUGAUGGUCCUGUGAACAAUCCACUCGUCAAGGAUUCAUACUGGACUGUUGAGCUAGCCUUGCCACUGAAAGACCUGGUAUUAAAUGACAGCAUGGCUAGGGCACCACCUAAGAAUGGGGACCAGUGGAGAAUCAACUUCAGCAGGGUGGAGUGGCAUGUGAGAAAUGUCAAUGGACAUUAUGAAAAGGUGCCUGGUUUACCUGAGGAUAAUUGGGUGUGGUCGCCACAGCAUGUCAUCAACAUGCAUCUUCCUGAAAGAUGGGGAAUCAUUCAGUUCAGCACGGGCAAAGUCAACAGCAGCAAGUUCAUCCGUGAUCCCAAAUGGCCGAUGUACAACAGUUUGGUGGAAGUUUACAAUGCAGAAAAGAUCUUCAAUGCCAUCGCUGGCUAUUACACCAGCAACCUGACCCAGUUGGAGCUCCCUAGCUACGUGACCAAGGGCCUGUGCGCCGGUAAACCAGAAAUCACUGUCAUCCACAACUACCGCUUCAACGCCACAGUCAAGCCACUGGAUCCCUCCUUACCUAUGGGGCAUGUCAGAGAUGACAGAUACAUAUGGUUUUCAUAACCCGAAAAAGAACUAGCCAAGGAGGAGGUUGGAAUCUGCCUCUUGUGCAUUCUAGUGAUGCCAGGAAUAUUGUUAUUGCCCCCACUGGCGCUACCAAAGUAGCUGGUCUUGAUUGCAAGUGACUUUAGCUGAGGAAAAGACAAGAAAUCUGUUUCACAGAAAUAUAACACCAGCUGAUGAUACCAAAACCGUUCAUAAAGCCGAGAAUUACAUUCGAGAUCCACAACAUUUCAAUUUAAUCAUUUGAUGCAGUAUGAUUAUAAACUCAACUUCCAGACAUCGACAAUAGUGUAAAUAAUAUUGUGAACACAGAAAACACCUUCAUCUGGUGUUCUUCGAACAGGUGUACUUGCAUCUUAGAUGCCCCUUGAAUUACAUCUAGGUGCACUUUGGGAAUCCUUCAUAUGGUUUAACUGUUAAAACAGGCAUCAAUGUAUGCAGUUUCUCAAAUUACUCAAGUUACUUAAAUUUCUUACAUAUACUCCUCAGUCCACUGAAUCUCCAUGUUUCUUCCCAAUUGUUAGACUUUUGAGCAUCAAGCUGUCUGGGUGCUGGGCACUCCAAUGAACAAUUUUCCUCUAAACAUUUUUCUUAAAUAACAAGCACUCCAAUGAUUUGUGUUCUUUUGCACUUUCCUACACUGCGUUCUCAGAGAUGCUUAAUUUGUCUCUCCUAAACGUCAUGACGUCAUUCCAGCUAUGAUCAAAUGUUGAGAAAGCAUGGCAUGCUCCCUUGGAAACUUUGGAACAUUUUGGUUUUGAGGCUCUUGUAGGCAGUGGGUGUGGUCAAAAGGAUGGUCAUUAGUUACUGCUGGAGUUGAGCAACAGUUUUACUAGGUGCUUAUUCUAGGGUCUCAUCCUCAAAGAUUUCCAGGUUGUCUAGAUGCUGCUUUAACUCAGACUCAAGAAUGCCACUGUGUGCACCUGUUAGGACCUUAUGACAGAGUAUCUUCACGAGUGUUUGUUCAUAUAAGGCCCUUAAUAGGCCAUCAGCUUAUUCAAAGCACAGAGCACAUCACUUGUGACCUGGCGUGCAUGCAGGUCAUAUUUGAGCCACAUACCCAUUGGAUCAACCUCUUUAGCUCAAUCUUUGACAGUCGGUGUGGGGUUGGACAGUUUUAUUAUGGAUGUUUGUAAGGUGUAAACGUAUUAGCAUCAGUCUUUCCUGUUGUAGUCAUUCAAACAUGUCUGUUUGUUCACUACUGUUACACAUAGGGCCUGUUUGUUUCGCAUGGAUCUGAAUCUCAAACAGUGAUCCCAAAACUGGUUUGCUUUGCCCAUUAGGUAGCAUCUGGUAUCAGUGAACCAAUGUCAGAGCACUGAUCAUGAUCUGGAUCCGCAUGAAACAAACAGAGCCCAUAUACUGAAAGAACUUGUCAAGAGGGAGUACUAUCUGCCAUACAACCAGCUUAGGAUUCUGGGCGCUCCUUACAUUGAAACGUUUGGCAUAAAAGAUACACUCUCUGGCUUUGAAAAGUGUACUUGUGAAGUUCUUUUCUCCUAACGGCUCUAGAAUCCUUCGUCAUCAUUCGUCAGCCUAUGGUUGGCAUUUGGGGUUUGAUAGUAAUUUUUAAUCUCAAGGCAUUGAACCGGUGACCAGGUUACUGUCUAGUUACCUCUGGCCAAUGAAGUUCUUGAAAAAUAAAAUAGACAAAGUUAGCAGA